Babesia microti strain RI is the source of this 639-nucleotide messenger RNA. RefSeq lists its product as hypothetical. The record is from RefSeq and is a predicted model, not a curated record. The transcript has 5 exons. Lineage: Eukaryota; Apicomplexa; Aconoidasida; Piroplasmida; Babesiidae. The coding region runs from base 1 to 639 and encodes 212 amino acids.
AUGAAGCAGGUCUUGGCCUGUCGAAUAGUUGAGAAUGGCAGCGUGAUUGCGGAAUACACUAGUCUACCCCAAAACUCUCAACACGAUCUAGCAUUUAAAAUAGAAAUCCAACUAAACGAAUAUUGGGAAAACGUUAAUCCUGCCGAUUCAGUUGGGCAACUUCAAAUCGAUAACAUCAUAAUCAUACACAUUUUGUAUAAAGGGAACGCUUUUGUUGCUGCCUGUCAAUCACAUGCGGAUGUUCCUUCAGUUAAAAAUCUUUUGGACGACAUUUGCAAGGCAUAUUUUGCCAAACUCAAGUGUGAAAAUAAGGAUAAAACUAUUGCCAGCACUAAGCUAUUGUCCAAGUAUAUAGAGGAGUACAAUUAUACCAUUGGGAAGAUUAACAAGAUCGAAAAUAAUCUAGAAGUAGCUACUAAAACAAUUAAGGAUAACAUAAACAGUGUACUAGAGCGCGGAGAAUUGAUUGAUUCUCUUAUUGACAAAUCACAGACUCUAAUUACACAUACCAAUAGAUUUAAAGUCUCCUCUAGAAGGGAAAGAUACUCACUUUUAGGAGGGUCUUUAAUUCAAAAGGCUGUCAUUGCAUCACUUACUAUCGUUUCCACAGUUUUCAUUUACCGAACAAUUUUCUACUAG